AUGGAUUAUGGGGAGAAAGCAAACAACGACCAGCAGAGGAAGGGCAGGGUUCGAGAAGAAUCUGAUCCUUUGUAUGAACCUGAAGAUGCUGUACUUGAUGGGGAACAAGAGGCCCAAAGAGAAUCUCCAUGCCACCUGUUGGCCAAGACUGGUUUUGGUGAGCCUGUGAAGCAAGCGGUUGCUCAAAUGGACGCCGCCAUGGCUCAGCCUACACCAGAAGGGGAACAACCAGUGACUCCUGCUGAAGCUGUUGCUCAUGUUUUGCCAUCAAGUAAAUUUCUUCGAAAUGUUGGCCUUGAGCCAGCAGCCCCAAAGAGAAGCCCUACUGCUGCUGCACGUGUACAGGAGUUGGAGGUUGAAGUUGUGGCAGAGAAGCUAGGUGCUGCGGCACUUAGAGAUCAACUUCAUGGCCAGUAG
Molecule: messenger RNA, 417 nt
Organism: Miscanthus lutarioriparius
Lineage: Eukaryota; Viridiplantae; Streptophyta; Magnoliopsida; Poales; Poaceae
Source: the annotation of a GenBank genome assembly